Equus quagga is the source of this 7904-nucleotide messenger RNA. It is a transcript of the gene KIRREL1, whose product is annotated as kirre like nephrin family adhesion molecule 1. Gene Ontology annotation, molecular function: cell adhesion molecule binding. Gene Ontology annotation, cellular component: cell-cell junction. Gene Ontology annotation, biological process: cell-cell adhesion. The coding region runs from base 357 to 2774 and encodes 805 amino acids. The transcript is spliced from 15 exons. The record is from RefSeq and is a predicted model, not a curated record. NCBI's taxonomy places the organism in Eukaryota, Metazoa, Chordata, Mammalia, Perissodactyla, Equidae.
AGAGCAGAGAUCGAAAGAGACCCAGAGUGAUAAAGCUUGAGAGGAGAAAUCAUAAAAGCGAGAGGGGGAGGAGAGAGAGGGAGGGAGCGAGCGAGAGCGAGAGAGCGAGAGAGGGAGGAACGGGACCGGGAGGAAAGAAAGAUAAAGAGAACGCAGGGAAGGGAAGUGAGUUUGUGCGCGCGAGUGAGUGUGCGUGUGUGCGUGUGUGUGUGUGUGUGUGUGUGUGUGUGUGUGCAGGGGCGGGCGCGGGCGGGCGGGGGGCGGGCUCCCGGGCUCCCCUCCUCCCAGCCCGCUCCUCUCGCUCCCUCGCCAACUCCGGGCCCCAGCCGCGGGCGGGCGCACGGCGGGCGGACAGCAUGCUGAGCCUCCUCGUCUGGAUCCUCACUCUCUCCGAUACUUUCUCCCAAGGGCGGGCGUGGACUGGGAGCCUGGAAGGGGUGGCCUCUUGCGAGAGGCCCUCUCCUCACUCAUCUCCUUACCCUGUGCCGGCUUUGGCUUUGCCAGGGACCCAGACCCGCUUCAGCCAGGAGCCAGCCGACCAGACCGUGGUGGCCGGACAGCGGGCCGUGCUCCCCUGCGUGCUGCUCAACUACUCGGGCAUCGUGCAAUGGACCAAGGACGGGCUGGCACUGGGCAUGGGCCAGGGCCUCAAAGCCUGGCCACGGUACCGGGUCGUGGGCUCUGCGGACGCCGGGCAGUACAACCUGGAGAUCACAGAUGCCGAGCUCUCAGACGACGCCUCCUAUGAGUGUCAGGCCACCGAGGCUGCCCUGCGCUCCCGGCGGGCGAAACUCACAGUGCUCAUCCCCCCGGAGGACACCAGGAUUGAUGGAGGUCCUGUGCUUCUGCUACAGGCAGGCACCCCCCACAACCUCACGUGCCGAGCCUUCAACGCCAAGCCUGCCGCCACCAUCAUCUGGUUCAGGGAUGGGACGCAGCAGGAAGGCGCUGUGGCCAGCACGGAGCUGCUGAAGGAUGGGAAGCGGGAGACUACCAUCAGCCAGCUGCUCAUUAACCCCACCGACCUGGACAUCGGGCGAGUCUUCACCUGUCGCAGUGUGAAUGAGGCCAUCCCCGGUGGCAAGGAGACUUCCAUCGAGCUUGAUGUGCACCACCCUCCUACAGUGACCCUGUCCAUUGAGCCACAGACAGUGCAGGAGGGCGAGCGUGUCGUCUUUACGUGCCAGGCCACAGCCAACCCUGAGAUCCUGGGCUACAGGUGGGCCAAGGGGGGCUUCUUGAUUGAAGAUGCCCACGAGAGUCGCUAUGAGACAAAUGUUGAUUAUUCCUUCUUUACGGAGCCUGUGUCCUGUGAGGUUCACAACAAAGUGGGCAGCACCAACGUCAGUACUCUAGUCAAUGUCCACUUUGCCCCCCGGAUCGUAGUUGACCCUAAACCCACGACCACAGACAUUGGCUCUGAUGUGACCCUCACCUGUGUCUGGGUUGGGAAUCCCCCCCUCACCCUCACCUGGACCAAAAAGGACUCAAACAUGGGGCCCAGGCCUCCUGGCUCCCCACCCGAGGCUGCUCUCUCUGCCCAGGUCCUGAGUAACAGCAACCAGCUGCUGUUGAAGUCGGUGACCCAGGCAGAUGCCGGCACCUACACCUGCCGGGCCAUCGUGCCUCGGAUCGGAGUGGCUGAGCGGGAGGUGCCACUUUAUGUAAAUGGGCCCCCCAUUAUCUCCAGCGAGGCGGUGCAGUACGCUGUUAGGGGUGAUGGAGGCAAGGUGGAGUGUUUCAUCGGGAGCACGCCACCCCCGGACCGCAUUGCAUGGGCAUGGAAAGAGAACUUCCUGGAGGUGGGGACCCUGGAACGCUAUACAGUCGAGAGGACCAACUCGGGCAGUGGGGUGCUGUCCACGCUCACCAUCAACAACGUCAUGGAGGCCGACUUUCAGACCCACUACAACUGCACUGCUUGGAACAGCUUCGGGCCGGGCACGGCCAUCAUCCAGCUAGAAGAGCGAGAGGUGUUGCCCGUGGGCAUCAUCGCCGGGGCCACCAUCGGCGCAGGCAUCCUGCUCACCUUCUUCUUCAUCGCCUUGGUGUUCUUCCUCUACCGGCGCCGCAAAGGCAGUCGCAAGGAUGUGACCCUGAGGAAGCUGGACAUCAAGGUGGAGACAGUGAACCGUGAGCCACUCACGAUGCAUUCUGACCGGGACGAUGAUACCGCCAGUGUCUCCACAGCGACCCGGGUCAUGAAGGCCAUCUACUCGUCCUUUAAGGAUGAUGUGGACCUGAAGCAGGACCUGCGCUGCGACACCAUCGACACCCGGGAGGAGUAUGAGAUGAAGGACCCCACCAAUGGCUACUACAACGUGCGUGCCCACGAAGACCGUCCGUCUUCCAGGGCAGUGCUCUAUACUGACUACCGUGCCCCCGGCCCUGCCCGCUUCGACGGCCGCCCCUCUUCCCGUCUCUCCCACUCCAGCGGCUACGCCCAGCUCAACACCUACAGCCGGGCCCCGGCCUCUGACUACGGCCCUGAACCCACACCCCCAGGCCCUGCUGCCCCAGCUGGUACCGACACAACCAGCCAGCUGUCCUACGAGAACUAUGAGAAGUUCAAUUCCCAUCCCUUCCCCGGGGCAGCAGGGUACCCCACCUACCGACUGGGCUACCCCCAGGCCCCGCCCUCUGGCCUGGAGCGGACCCCGUAUGAGGCGUAUGACCCCAUUGGCAAGUACGCCACUGCCACUCGGUUCUCCUACACCUCCCAGCACUCGGACUACGGCCAGCGGUUCCAGCAGCGCAUGCAGACUCAUGUGUAGGGGCCAGAGCCUGGCUGGGGCAUCUCUGCGGGGCAGAGGAGAAGGCUCUCACAGCUGUUCCCUGAUAUUCAGGGGCAUUGCUCGUUGCUCCCGUCCCGGACCAGCCUUCCUCCUCCCGCCGUGGCAGGUGGGGAGCAGGUCUCCCGGAAACACCCCGUCCCGAGGAUGGUGCUCCGUGCACGCCCCAGCCUCCUGGGCCUGCCCUUCCCUCUUCUUCGGGAGGACGUGUCUCUUCUGACCUGCGCUCUCGCCUGGCCCCAGUAUGGGGACAGGGAAAGUGAAGGUUGCGGAGAGCAGAGGGGGCACUUUUAGCAUUCCCUUUCUAUCCCACCCCUCUGGUCUCCCAUAAGUGGACGGGGUGGGGGUGCGGGGGGUGUCAGUGGGGAUGAGCAGGCUUUGGCCAGGGGACAUGAAGUGUGGGGGUGGGUGGCUCUGGCGCAGACAGGUGGAAACAAGAUAGCCUGGCCAGUCCCUCUGUCGUCUGCAUCCAUGCCCGGGGUGCAUCUCUUCCUCCUCGGCACUGCAGAAGGGACCUUGGAUUUAUCUUAGCUCUGUCUACAGAAUAGCCCUGGCACUGAGUUCAAAUCCAGCCCUUAUUCAGCUGGGAUUAAAAUGCCAGUCAUCCUGGCUGCCGGCUAUGGACACCUGUCUGUCAGCCUGCGGAGGGAUCCAUGGAUGCGCAGGAGCAUAACCCCCUUUCCGGCCCCUCUACGCUGGGCCAGCCAGAUAAGUCAGGGGAUCCUGGUGGAAAAAGGAAAGGUCAGGCACCAUAUCCUGAUUCACCAGCAAGACAACUGUGUGCUACAUAGCAGUUUCCAGAACCCACAUUAGAGGGAGCCCACCCAAGCCCCCUUCUCUCCCCAGUCUGUCCCACUUCCUGGCUUUAACUCUUGAGCCUGCCUGGGGAGUGGUGGGGUGAGGGUGGGGGGUGCUAUAAGCUAUUUUUCAAAGACAACAAAAAACAAUGAAAACCUCAUUUGGAAAAAACAAAAAAACCCCCAAAAAACCUGUAGAGAUCCCCUCACCCAAAUACAAGUCCCAGUGGAAAGGAAAGGGAGGCACCUGUUCUCCACCAGAUUGCUAACACCUUCCAUUACACUUUCCAUCCCCAAGCACUUUGAAUCCAUUUUUAAACAUUAAGGUAGGGAGACCUGUCACUGGAUGGGCUCUGAGAGGCUUGAGGAGGGGCCUGGCUCUCAGACUCUGCUGUCCUACCCCAGGGUCCACCAGCUGGUUAGAGAGGCCACCUUCCAGGGGGCAUGGGAGAUGUUCUCUUGAGACAGGUUUUGGUUUGUUACGUGUCUUUUUUUUCCCCUUGGACCAAUCAGAUUCCCUCUUCCACUUUCAGUGCCUUGAGUGUCCAGCUUUGGUCGACCGGCCCUGUGUGAGUGGCUGUGCAGACAGUGGGUAUUGUGAACCCCAGACACACUGUCAAGUGUUGAAGCGUUUAGGGAUAGACGGAUGAGGGGGCCUGGGGAGGAAGGGCUGACCAGGUAAGGUGGCACGGAAGGGCACUGCAGGCAGUCAUGGCCCAUGCUGCCCCCCCCCACACACACACACACAUAGACACGUGCACAUACCCACACACAUUCCACAGAGGCCAUUCUUAGGCACUACCUUCCGACCAAAGAACCGGCGCUCCAAAGAGAACUCGGACCCCAACCCUGGCGCCCCUUCCCAAGCAGCAGGGUCUGGAGUCGGCUGUUCCCCUCCUCCAGACUUGCUCCCCGACGGGCGGGGCCUCAGGUGCAAUUCCCAGAAUGCGCCUUGCCCUUUCUCAUGGUCAUCAUUCAUUAGUCAUGUUCGCUUUAAUGAGUUACAUGCCUAUCAGCCACGGGCCAUCACCACCCUUGCGGAUGGGUCUGCGGGGUGACAUUCCUUGCCAUUCCCUUGCUGGUAGGGAGCAGCUCCAGUUCCAGCCUCACAGGCUGCCUCUGUGUCCUGCUCCAUCUCAGCAGGGGCCCGUACCAUGGACUGGCCCUUCCUGAGGCAUGAUGCAGGCUUGCAGCUGCAGUCUGCCCCUGCACCUGGAAGCGGACACCUUCCUGCAGAGUCCUUCUAUGUGAGCUCAGUGAGAAGGUCUGUUAAGGAUGGAAGGUUGCUGUGCAAAUUCAUGCAUAUUUUGAUUAUUUUCACCGAAACCAGAAGCCAUGGGUAAUCUCAACAGUUAAAGUCUAAAGAUAAUGGCUCUUUAAACAGGGGUAUUCCCCAAAACAUUCAUUUUUGUUUAAGGUUUGGCCAGAUUCUGUUUCCUCCAUUUUUGUUUAAGUGCUGGGCCCAUUCUGUUGAAAUGAAGGAGAGGAGGGGGCCCAAGGUCACUAGGUAACAUUCAGUUGAUGCUGUAGGGACCAUUGGUUUCCUGGGGCCUGAUACAGAGCCACCUCACUGUUCUCUCUUCUUUAGCACAUUAACGGGCACCUCCUGAGUAUCAAGCAAGUGCCGUGCACGGCACAGACAGCAACCAAGGCCGUCUCUGCCCUCUGCAACUUGCACUCUGGUCUGAUCAGAAUCUGAACUGGGACCUGCUUGUUAGGCCAAAUGGAAGAGCUUUUCUGGGGGAGUGGAAGGCGCCCUUGAAUGUAGAACUUUGUUGUCUAAGGCUGACAUCCUCCAGCAGGGUGCCUCGGUACUAGAUGUGGUCACCUUGGUGAUCCUGACCGCCUUUGACAUUCUUGUUUUGGUGAGAAGAGCAAGGGGCUAGGGGUUAGGAGACCUGGGACCCAGUUCUGAAGCUGCCAUUUACUGAAUGACUUUGGCCUAAUCUCUGUACAUUCACUGCCCCCAAUUCUCUCACCUGUGAAAUAGGGGGAAGAGUUGCACAAACAUGGAAUUAUUCUGCUCUUACUGUAUUCAUUUGGUGAGGUGGAGGGGCCUGGCCAUCCCUGGCAAGGAGUUGGGAAUGGCGAGCGAGCAGGCUGAGGGAUGGGGAAGUUGAAGGUUCUGUUCCCCCCUUGAAAGCAGCUUUCACCAUGGGCUUCAUUAUCUUGUCAGAAGUCUUGUGAACGAAUUUCCACUAGGAACCCCUUGAUCCCAGACAGCAACAAAAACCACAUCCUAAACCUCAGAGUGAAAUUGGCGUGGAAGUAUCCUUUGGCCAUUGGGUAGCUGUGCUGCUCCUUACUCAGAAUUCAGAGUUUUGCAAGGUGGCUAUGGCUCGGGCAGGGCAUGGUGAGUUUCCUUCGCUGUGUACCCAGGUUUCAGGCAACUUAUGUGGGGAGAAAGGGGAGCAGCCACCCUCCACCCUGCUCCUCAGGAGCAUUCCCCUGGUCCAGGGACAGCGGGCCCCACUCACCGAGCACGGUGAAGCUGCUGUUGAUGGUGUCUUGAGCCAGAGAGUGAGGUGUGAGCACAGCUGACCCUCUGUCCAAGGAGCAGGUGGGAAGGGCAGCUGGUGGAGGAAAUAGCGGGACAGCAGUUUUGACCUAAAUUCUGGAUCUUAUAGAGGUCCUCGUGAUUCCGGGUGUCCCAUGGUCUCUUUCCUUGUGGAGGGUCCAGCCUGCAUCCUAAAUCCUGGACCCCUCAAAGUCCAGCCACAGAGUAUACAUGAAGCAAAAACCACAAUAAGGCAGAAAGGAAAGUGGCCAGGAAUGGGAGCAACACUAUGUUCUCACAAAUGUCUUGCUUGGGAUGAAAAAGUUUAAUUUGACCGCCCUGUCUCCAGGCACCGUGCCCUCUCAUCCCUGCAGUGGCUGCAUUCUUCGUAAUUUUGGAGGCAGCCUUCCCUGCGUCAGAGGAUGGAGCACACUGCACUAGAGUCUCCUCUGCCUUUGUGCCCUCUCAUUAAACAGUCGGCGCUCUGUCGGGAGCCACAAGGCCUGGGCUCCUUAAAAUGGAAUCAUAGGGUCUCUCAGUAUACUUGACCCAUGUCCAUAGCAAUGUUGGGCCAUUUGGGUUUGAAGAAAAACACAUGAAAGCCAAGACCCCAACUGGACUGAACUGGCUCAGUCACUGCCUCACUCUGGUGUGAGGACGGUUCUGUCCCCACUCCUGCACUCCCACACUCCCAAGGCCACCUGGGCCUCAGAAACCCUGGCUUCUCUACCAUUUUAGUGCUGUGUGUCCUGAGCCAGGUCACCGCUCUGUGCCUCUACAGGCCCUUCUGCAUGUUGAGGGAAUCACCUGAAAGGCAUUAGUAAAGUUCAUGACCCUGGUGGGACCAGUGAGGAUGUGAUAAUAGAACAUUGAAGUGCACAGACCGUGGGAUGUAAUUGGAAAGGCAUUUAUUUUUGUGAAGAGGCUAUAAAAUUAGCAUUUAAAUAUCCACAUUCCCUUCUCUGCCUCCCCAUAUGCCCCCCAUGAUAUCUCUCCUCUCCUGGAGGCCAGGCUCUUUCUGAAAGGCAUUGGCUUCACCUUGAUCAGCUUGGCCCUGACAUUCCACCUCUGGGCUGGUGGAGAGGAUGGAAAGAUGUGUGGCUUGGGAGAUGGAGAGACGGGGCUGGAAUCUCAUUUUUCUUGCAUCACUGUGAGGGAGCUCCAGGCCCUGUCCCUGGAGAAAUAAUUGCUGCGCAGAAGUCAUAGGCCAUACUGGGCGGUUCUGGUACAAGCCUGCCCUUAAAAAUAAUAAUAAUAACUCCAUUUGCAUAGACCUAUCACUCAUUCCUACCAGUCUCCUUUGCCCACUCCUGGCUUUUUUGCUGGCCCCAAUCACUGGCCUUUUCAAGAGCUGGUGGGCCGUGGGCUCUUCUGUUUGCUUCUGGAGGUCUUCGGAUGCUGACCCUGGGAACAUCCCUAACUCUGGGGAGAGAGCAGCUAGGUUGCCAAUAUAAUCAAACUCUCGACACAAUCUUGUUAGCAAUAGAGACCCGGAAGAUUUGGCUGCCUCCAAUUUCACCAGAAAGAGGCCCAGGGCUCCUGUGGUCAUAUUUUCUACCCAACUCUUCUUGGGAUUACAACCACCACUUCUGGCUCCAGUUGACUUUUCUCCACCCAAACCCCAAUAAUAAAUGGAUCCAUGAUGAUAAGAGAAGAGAAAAAAAUAAUAUUUUUGUUAGGACAAACCAUCGUAGAUUUUUAGCAAUGUGUAUCUGUGUGUCCCUCACACCUUUUCCUAUUCUACCUUUUUUUCCUUUUUUUUAAAUAUUAUGUACUAUAUUUUUAGUCUCAAACACACUAUAUAUUAUAUAUAUUUAA